UGUACACUGAAAUGCACUCGUACUUUUUUCAAGUGAAUCUUUUUAGAUUAGAGUAUAUAAAUGAGCACUUUUACUACUAGCAGUAUCGAGCAAGAAUGGCUACCAACGCGGUCUACUCAUAUUUGACAAUAGGGUUACUACUAGCCACAGGUUUAGCUCAUGGCUGGGUACGUGAAGAUUUUGUUAGCCACGUUUCGUCUCUAACUGAUGGUCAUGGCCUCGGCAUCUAUGAUGGCAGCAAGACGACCAUUCAAAAGCACCCAUACAUGGUGAGCCUUAUGGUCGGCAAUCAGUUCCAGUGUGCUGGGGCAAUAGUCAGCCCGAGUUGGGCGAUUACGACGGGCGAUUGCGCACAGCAAGUCAAUACGACAGCGGUUGUAUUGGCGGGCAGCAACGAUGGAGUCAAGGGAGUAUCAUACAACGUCAAGAGUGUAGUGUUACACCCGAGCUACGGCCAGACCUAUUUCGACUACGACUACGGCUGUGUCCAAAUCAGUGGGAAAUUCAAAUGGUCCUCCAAAACAAAACCUGUAAAACUUCCGAAGAAGGAUCCCAAAGGAAAUACUCCUGUCAUUGUUACAGGCUGGGGCAGUCAAACGUACGGUGACGCCAGCAACGGGCAGAUGCUUCAGGGAACCAUGCAAUGGUUACCAAAGAAGAAAUGCGCAUCCUUUUAUGCUAACUACGGUCUCGGCUGGACUUCCAGGAUGGCUUGUACCUACAAUAAGGGCAAAACCACUCUUUGCUCUGGGGACUUCAGUGACCCAUUCGUACAGAAGGGUGUGGUAGUCGGUCUGUUUGUGACCACGCUCCAGGACGAGUUCUGUACCAAGAUUGUCCCAUCUGAUUGUUUUAGGGAGACUUCAGUGACCCGUUCGUACAGAAGGGUGUGGUAGUCGGUCGGUUUGUGACCACGCUCCAGGACGAGUUCUGCACCAAGAUUGUCCCAUCUGAUUGUUUUAGGGAGACUUCAGUGACCCGUUCGUACAGAAGUGUGUGGUAGUCGGUCUGUUUGUGACCACGCUCCAUGACGAGUUCUGUACAAAGAUUAUCCCAUCUGAUUGCUUUAGGGAGACUUCAGUGACCCGUUCGUACAGAAGGGUGUGGUAGUCGGUCUGUUUGUGACCACGCUCCAGGACGAGUUCUGUACCAAGAUUGUCCCAUCUGAUUGUUUUAAGGAGACUUCAGUGACCCGUUCGUACAGAAGGGCGAGGCAGUCGGUCGGUUUGUGACCACGCUCCAGGACGAGUUCUGCACCAAGAUUGUCCCAUCUGAUUGUUUUAGGGAGACUUCAGUGACCCGUUCGUACAGAAGUGUGUGGUAGUCGGUCUGUUUGUGACCACGCUCCAUGACGAGUUCUGUACAAAGAUUAUCCCAUCUGAUUGCUUUAGGGAGACUUCAGUGACCCGUUCGUACAGAAGGGUGUGGUAGUCGGUCUGUUUGUGACCACGCUCCAGGACGAGUUCUGUACCAAGAUUGUCCCAUCUGAUUGUUUUAAGGAGACUUCAGUGACCCGUUCGUACAGAAGGGCGAGGCAGUCGGUUUGUUUGUGACCACGCUCCAGGACGAGUUCUGUACAAAGAUUAUCCCAUCUGAUUGCUUUAGGGAGACUUCAGUGACCCGUUCGUACAGAAGGGUGUGGUAGUCGGUCGGUUUGUGACCACGCUCCAGGACGAGUUCUGCACCAAGAUUGUCCCAUCUGAUUGUUUUAGGGAGACUUCAGUGACCCGUUCGUACAGAAGUGUGUGGUAGUCGGUCUGUUUGUGACCACGCUCCAUGACGAGUUCUGUACAAAGAUUAUCCCAUCUGAUUGCUUUAGGGAGACUUCAGUGACCCGUUCGUACAGAAGGGUGUAGUAGUCGGUCGGUUUGUGACCACGCUCCAGAACGAGUUCUGCACCAAGAUUGU
Homalodisca vitripennis (glassy-winged sharpshooter) is the source of this 1908-nucleotide messenger RNA. Its product is annotated as trypsin-7-like. Lineage: Eukaryota; Metazoa; Arthropoda; Insecta; Hemiptera; Cicadellidae. Bases 96 to 896 code for a protein of 266 amino acids. The record is from RefSeq and is a predicted model, not a curated record. Gene Ontology annotation, molecular function: serine-type endopeptidase activity. Gene Ontology annotation, biological process: proteolysis. The transcript has 6 exons.